CUCACCAGGCACUUUUGUUUCCGGAUCCCAGGGCCGGCAAUGCUCAACAGCCACGCCAUGCAAUCCAAUGGAGAAAUGAAUGGGGCACACUCCUCGCAGUCAAUGGUUUCCAGCUCACACUGCACUCCCCCCCCACCCUAUAACCCGGACCCCAGCCUUGUCAGUUUUUUAACAGGACUGGGGUGCUCAAACUGCAUUGACUAUUUCACUUCACAAGGCUUACAGACUCUUUAUCACCUGCAGAAUUUAACCCUAGAGGAUCUCGGAGCCCUGAAGAUCCCAGAACAAUACCGGAUGAUCAUCUGGAGGGGCCUCCAAGAUUUUAAGCAAGGUCACGAUUAUGGAAGCCAGCAGCUUAUCCGUUCCAGCAGCAACGCCGCCACCAUUUCCAUCGGGACCUCCGGAGAGCUGCAACGGCAGCGCGUCAUGGAGGCCGUUCACUUCCGAGUCCGCCACACCAUCACCAUCCCAAACCGCAGCGGAUCCGAUGAAUGGGCAGACUUUGGCUUCGACCUCCCAGAUUGCAAAUCCCGUAAACAGUCCAUCAAAGAGGAAUUUCUGGAGGGAGAAAUCAACUGA
Python bivittatus (Burmese python) is the source of this 579-nucleotide messenger RNA. NCBI's taxonomy places the organism in Eukaryota, Metazoa, Chordata, Lepidosauria, Squamata, Pythonidae. The record is from RefSeq and is a predicted model, not a curated record.